This is a messenger RNA of Nannizzia gypsea CBS 118893, 2718 nucleotides long. RefSeq names its product peroxisomal hydratase-dehydrogenase-epimerase. Gene Ontology annotation, molecular function: oxidoreductase activity. The coding region runs from base 1 to 2718 and encodes 905 amino acids. The transcript is spliced from 7 exons. NCBI's taxonomy places the organism in Eukaryota, Fungi, Ascomycota, Eurotiomycetes, Onygenales, Arthrodermataceae. The record is from RefSeq and is a predicted model, not a curated record.
AUGUCCCUUCGUUUCGAUAACCAGGUCGUCGUCGUUACUGGCGCUGGCGGCGGACUUGGAAAAGCAUAUGCCCUGUACUUUGCUUCCAAAGGUGCCGGUGUCGUUGUCAAUGACCUCGGUGUAUCACAUUCUGGAGAGGGCCAGUCAUCAAAGGCUGCCGAUGUUGUUGUCGAAGAGAUCAAAGCCGCUGGUGGAAAGGCCGUUGCAAACUACGACAGCGUCGAGUUCGGUGAUAAGAUCAUAGACACCGCCAUCAAGACCUUUGGCCGCAUCGACAUCCUGAUCAACAACGCCGGAAUUCUCCGCGAUGUUAGCUUUAAGAACAUGAAGGACCAGGAUUGGGAUCUGAUUGACAAAGUCCACCUUUUUGGAGCAUAUAAGUGUGCUAGAGCUGCCUGGCCUCACUUUAGAAAACAAAAGUUUGGCCGAGUUAUUAACACUACCUCGGCUGCCGGUUUGUUCGGCAGCUUUGGCCAGACCAAUUAUUCCGCCGCCAAACUUGCCCUUGUUGGUCUUACCGAGACACUGGCAAAGGAGGGGCUCAAAUAUAACAUUCACUCCAACGCCAUUGCGCCAAUCGCUGCCAGUCGCAUGACGGAGACUGUGAUGCCCCCAGAGCUUUUGGCUAACCUAAAGCCUGAGUUCGUCGUUCCUAUCGUUGCAUACCUCGUUCACGCCUCUACUACCGAGACUGGUAGCAUAUUUGAAGCUGGUGCUGGUCACGUUGCUAAGAUCCGAUGGGAGCGUUCCAAGGGUGCUCUUAUGAAGGCCGAUGAUAGCUUCACCCCUGGCGCACUCCUGAAGAGAUGGGAGGAUGUCAAUGAUUUCUCCAAGCCAGCCUACCCAACCGGCCCUGCCGAUUAUGUUGAAUUGAUCCAAGAGUCAAUGAAACUACCAGCUAACCCCCCUGCAGAGCAGCCAGACUUCACCGGAAAGGUCGCUUUAGUUACUGGAGCUGGAGCUGGCCUUGGCCGAUCCUAUGCACUCAUGUUUGCUAAGUAUGGUGCCUCCGUUGUUGUCAACGACCUUAUGGACCCUGAGCCAGUUGUUCAGGAAAUCAAGAAGGCUGGAGGAAAAGCCGUCGGAUCCAAGGCCUCUUGUGAGGAUGGACCUGCCAUUGUCAAGACUGCAAUUGACAACUUUGGCCGCAUUGAUAUUGUUAUUAACAAUGCUGGUAACUUGCGCGACAAAGCGUUCACCAACAUGGAUGACAAGCUCUGGACUUCUGUCGUGAAUGUCCACCUCCGAGGUACCUACAGUGUCACCAAGGCCGCCUGGCCUUACUUUUUGAAACAAAAGUUUGGUCGUGUUGUCAACACCACUUCUACCAGUGGUAUAUAUGGAAACUUUGGCCAAGCCAACUAUGCAUCUGCUAAACUCGGAAUUCUCGGUUUCUCCCGCACCCUAGCUCUUGAGGGUGCCAAGUACAACAUUCGUGUUAACACUAUUGCCCCUAAUGCUGGUACUGACAUGACUAGAACCAUUAUGCCUGAGGAGCUUGUCCAGGCAUUAAAUCCCAACCAAGUUGCUCCUCUAGUUAUCCUUCUUUGCUCCGAGCUCCUCCCUGAGCCGGCCACCAAGGGUCUCUAUGAGUGUGGCAGUGGGUGGACUGGUAAGACCAGAUGGCAGCGUUCCGGAGGUCACGGUUUCCCCGUCGAUGUUGACCUCACCGUCGAAGAGGUUGCCAAAACCUGGCCCAAGAUUAUCGACUUCGAUGAUGGCCGUGCUGACCACCCCGACGACACUCUUGCCGGUACUGAGAGCAUCAUGGCCAACAUUAACAACAAGGUCGGUGAAGCUAAGAAGGAGGAGGCCCCCAAGGGUGGUGACCAGAGCAUUUUGGACAACAUUUCCAAGGCCAAGGAAAUGAAGGCAGAGGGAACCUCCUUUGACUACGCUGAUAAAGAUGUCAUCCUCUACAGUCUCAGUUUGGGAGCAAAGAGGACUCAGCUGCCAUUUGUGUAUGAGAACCACGACGAGUUCCAGGCUCUGCCUACCUAUGGUGUUAUUCCAUGGUUCAACACUGCUGUCCCCUGGAACCUGGGUGACAUUGUUGCCAACUUCUCGCCUAUGAUGCUCCUUCAUGGUGAACAGUACCUUGAGAUUAGGAAGUACCCAAUUCCAACUGAGGCAAAAACCAUCACCUACCCUAAGCUCAUCGAUGUCAUUGACAAAGGUAACGCCGCUAUUGUUGUCAUGGGUUACACCACCAAGAACGCAAAAACUGGCGAGGAUCUCUUCUACAACGAGUCUACCAUGUUCAUCCGUGGGAGCGGUGGGUUCGGCGGCUCAAACAAGUCUGCUGCCUCCCGCCCAGCUGCUGCCACUGCUGCCUACAAGCCACCACAGCGCAAGGCCGACGCCGUUGCCGAAGAGAAGACCGGGGAAGACCAGGCCGCCCUCUACCGCCUCAACGGUGACCGCAACCCUCUUCACAUUGACCCUGACUUCAGCAAGAUGGGCGGUUUUAAGACUCCUAUCCUCCACGGCCUCUGCUCCCUAGGUAUCUCUGGCAAGCAUAUCUAUGAGAAGUUUGGCGCCUUCAAGAACCUCAAGGUUCGCUUUGCAGGUGUUGUCCUUCCAGGCCAGACCCUCAGAACAGAGAUGUGGAAAGAAGGUAACGUCGUGGUCUUCCAGACCACCGUUGUCGAGACUGGCAAGCCCGCUAUCGCCGGUGCUGGUGUUGAGCUUGUCUCCAACGGAAAGGGCAAGUUGUAA